This is a messenger RNA of Geodia barretti, 1056 nucleotides long. The record is from the annotation of a GenBank genome assembly. Lineage: Eukaryota; Metazoa; Porifera; Demospongiae; Tetractinellida; Geodiidae.
AUGAGCCAGGCCGCAGACCGGGCGGCCGGGAGGGCGGCCAUGGGCCGCGAGCGUUUCGAUGUCAUCGUGAUCGGGGGCGGCCACGCGGGCUGCGAGGCCGCGGCGGCGGCGGCGCGCGUCGGAGCGGCGGCCCUGCUCAUUACCCAGAAGCGCGAAACCAUCGGCGCGAUGUCGUGCAAUCCAGCGAUCGGCGGGCUCGCCAAGGGCACGCUCGUGCGGGAGGUGGAUGCGCUCGACGGGCUGAUGGGCCGCAUCGCCGACGGGGCGGGCAUUCAGUUCCGCGUGCUCAAUCGCAGCAAGGGCCCGGCGGUGCGCGGGCCCCGGGCGCAGCAGGACCGCGCGCUCUACCGCGCGGCCAUGCAGGCGGCGCUCGACGCCCAGCCCAACCUCACGAUCCGGGAGGGCACGGGCGCGGUGCUGGGAGACGGCGAGUCCAUUCCGGCCCCACGGGUGGUUCUCACCACCGGCACAUUCCUGCGCGGCCUCAUCCAUAUCGGGGAGCGGCAGAUCCCGGCGGGCCGUGUCGGCGACGCGCCAGCCACGGGCCUCGCGCUCACCCUUGAGCGGCUGGGCUUCCGCCUCGGCCGGCUGAAGACCGGCACCCCGCCACGGCUCGACGGCCGCACCAUCGACUGGGCCGCGCUGGAAGCGCAGGAGGGCGACGAGCCGCCCGAGCCCUUCUCCUUCCUCACCGCCGCGAUCACGCGGGCGCAGGUGCCCUGCCACAUCACCGCCACGGGGCCUGAAGGCCACGACCUCAUUCGCCGCAACCUCGCGCGCUCGCCCAUUUAUUCCGGUGCGAUCGAGAGCCGGGGCCCCCGCUACUGCCCCUCCAUCGAGGACAAGGUGGUGCGCUUCGCGGACCGCUCCUCUCACCAGAUUUUCCUUGAGCCAGAAGGGCUUACCGAUCACACGGUCUAUCCCAACGGGAUCUCGACUGCGCUGCCGGAGGACGUGCAGCGGGCGCUGGUGGCGACGAUUCCGGGACUGGAGCGGGCGGCGGUGCUCAGGCCCGGCUACGCAUCGAGUACGACCACGUGGACCCGCGCGAGCUAA